GACAACCUUCAGAUGUCUGAGGGCUGAAUAGUCCAAAAUAAAAAGUAUUUAGGGAAGAAAUUUAGUCGAUUUAUAUAAAACCCUGGAAAGCAAACGCAAACUCGCAAAAAACAAGCAGAGGCAUGUUUUACAGCCAUUUAUUAUCUGUUUAGAAGUGACACGCGAUAUUGGGAACCGCAAAAGUUAAUUAAAGUCUUGAACUAUGGCUGCAGUAGGUCGCGUCAGGAAUAUGGGAUGCAUCCCUUUCCUGGACGAGGAGGGCGAAUUCACGAAACCGAUCGCCAUAGUCGAAUGUCGCAAGGACUCGUGCUACGAUUCGGCGAAAUCGCCGUCUCAAAGAAUGUACAUGCACCAAACUUUAGCCAGCGCCAGACGUUACGUGCAUUUUAAGCCUUUCGACAAUCUGGUUCCAAAAGAUGAUCUGGACUUGGUACUGGGUUCCACCUACAACCAAUCGACCGAAGUGUUCGCCGAGAAAGUCGACGCCGUUCUACAACCGGAAACUAGGGAUAUCAAAACGUGGCGGCGUCUGAGGAACACUAGAGAUUUGACUCCGGAUAGAGAACAAAUGGCGGCGAGCAAAGUUUUGGCUCAGGAAUCCAGGCAACGGAAACGAACCACUGUGCCUUUCAGAUAUAAUUUUGCCCAUAAAGUCCUUAUCGGCGGAGUACUAGAACACAAACAUCCAAGCAGUAUAAAGCUGAUGAACUCUUCGCACCAUGCGCCUCAAACGAAUGCGGGUUAUUCCAGGCAACCUUCUGACGGCAACUUUUACCAAUACUAGAAAAAUUAUUAUAACAAAAUUAAAAUUUAUUAUUUGGCA
Molecule: messenger RNA, 823 nt
Organism: Ceutorhynchus assimilis (cabbage seed weevil)
Lineage: Eukaryota; Metazoa; Arthropoda; Insecta; Coleoptera; Curculionidae
Source: the annotation of a GenBank genome assembly